AUGCGAAUUAUCCUUACAGGUUUCCAUUUUUUGAAACGUCAAGCUUUUCAUAAAUCCACUCUUCUUACAGCCCUCUUCCUUUGUGUAACCAGCGAAUUGAAAGAGGAAGAUGUUCCUCUGGAGCUAAGAAGAAAUUUUGACAAGAAUAAAAUCAUAAUUCCAAGUGCGCGUCAAUUUGGCAUAGAACUUUAUGCCAAUGUUACUGUCAAAGCGUUUGUAGCUAUUAUCAAUAGCCUUUCAGAGGAAAGGAUGAAGCAGUUGUCGCUGAGGAGGAAGUUGAAAGCCAAAGAAUGUUUGGAGAUGUCAGUAAGCCUGUCUGAUAGAGCGAAAUGUUUUCUUUUUGUGUUGGAGAACCUUCGUCAAAUGAAGAGAAGAAGGAGAACGACGACGCUCAAGAGAGUGGAUUCAAUGGUAAAACGAAGACGGAGGCAUACUGCGUACAUUCCAAAAGUUAUGGGGAAGGACUCGAAGAAGCUUGAGCAAUUGUGAGU
This is a messenger RNA of Cylicostephanus goldi, 491 nucleotides long. The record is from the annotation of a GenBank genome assembly. NCBI's taxonomy places the organism in Eukaryota, Metazoa, Nematoda, Chromadorea, Rhabditida, Strongylidae.